ACUUAAGCUUCACGAUUAGUUUGGACUUUGGAUCAUGAUCCAAUUUGACAUUUGUCGCCAUGUGAAUAUCACCAUAUUUUUGGGUGGGAAAAAUUGUCAGAAUAAGGUGUUAAAAGUGACACUAUAGAAAACCGAAACUAAUUUUUACGAAUCUUGGUUGCCAAGGACUCCAAUAUGAAUCAAAUUCUCAAGUGUGUUAUAUUUAUUGCUGUUUUUAAUAGGAAAGCGCAGUGUAUCGAUCCGAUAUUGUUUUGAUAUCUGCAGUUCAGGAUAUCUGCAGUUCAGUUGACUGAUAGUUUUGCGAUAGUCUGCCAAUAUUCGAAUGUAUUGUGUGAUUUAUUUUUUAAUAACGAGAGUGUAGAAAUAUUUUGACAUGGGCACAAACAAACUCAUCUCAUCCUCAGUGAGGGGAAAAUCUGACUCAGAUUUUUUAAGUGGAAACAUGCUUAAUCAGGUUUAAACUGACCUGCUUCCCUAGCACUGAGGUUAACUUGGUUAAACAUUUUUUGAAUUGGGAAACUAAAUUAGGUUGAAGUUAAGGAGGACACCAAUGGAGGACAAUGAUAUUUAAUAAUUACAAUGUCCUUGAGUUGUAUGUAAGCUGAUUGAUAACCUACAAAAUGAAGUUGAUCAGUUAUCAACCAUAUAUGACAGGAGUGAAUGGUGAUCGAAGCAUUGGGACUACGUGCUGCUGCCAGCUCUGGGCAGAAUUUAUGAUGAGCUCAGCAAUUUGUACUCAAAAUUUUGGCAACUGUUGCUUAAAUCCAUGAUAAGUUGGGCAAUUCUUGCUGAAAUGAUUUGUGUACCUCCCCCCAUAUAUUUCUUCCUGUUGGUCGUCCUGCAUCUUGAUCUGUUUAACUCUAGGCAUUUCACUCACUGAGGUUAAUAAAUCACAACCAAUUUGUUUAGGACCAUGGAUACUUUUGUAUCAGAUAUCAAAGGAUAUUACAACCAGUUUGACAGCACAAGUGAUCCCAGAACUCAAGGUUGGUUUCUAGUUCCAUCUAUCUACAGUCCCCUUUCAGCAUGCCUUUUAUAUAUUUUGGUUGUUCAACUUGGACCGCGAUUCAUGGAUAAGCGACAACCACUUGAGCUUAGAAUCCCAAUGGCCUUGUAUAACUUUGGAGCAACUGCUUUAAACUUUUAUUGCUGUUCAGAGCUUCUAAUUGGCGCGUGGAAAGCUGGCUAUCGUUAUGUAUGCAACAGAGUGAUAAUUUCAACCGAACCGGAGCAUAUGAGGAUCGCGAAUGCUAUUUGGUGGUUUUAUUUGUCAAAGUACUAUGAAAUGUUGGAUACGGUUUUUUUCAUCCUUCGAAAGAAGAACAGCCAGAUUACUUUCCUUCAUGUUUAUCAUCACAUGUCAAUAUUAGCACUGUGGUGGAUUGGCAUUAAAUGGGUUCCUGGUGGUACUGCUUUUUAUAGUUCUAUGAUCAAUUCUUUCGUCCAUGUUGUGAUGUAUACCUAUUACGGUCUGAGUGUAUUUCCUUCAAUCCGAAGUUACUUAUGGUGGAAACGGUACCUCACGCAACUUCAGCUGUUUCAGUUUGUGUCUUACGUCGUGCAAGCAGUCUUAGCUCUAUAUGAUGAUUGCGGUUUUCCUCGGUGGGUGAGCUAUGGUAUGAUGCUCUAUAUGGUCACCAUGAUAUCGCUGUUUGGAAACUUUUACCUGAAAGCGUACCGUAGCGGAAAAGACAAACAAAAAGCGAAGGCCAUUCAGUCCGAGAGUGUUCCCAAUGGAACGCGGGAGAAAGUUGAUUAACAAUCCAAAAAACCGAAAAGAUGACCCCAGUGCAAGGCAUGCUGGUAAAUUAGCUACAUGUUUAUUAGCUACAUUAGGACACGAUAUGAGUAUUGGAAAAAAUGUGUGCAAGUUAAUAUUGUAAACAAGGUUUUUGGCUAUUUUUGCAAAACACGCGAUAAGAAACUAAGAAUAGUUGUCGACAUUUUCCGCUGCCGUAUUUACUGAUCAAAUAAAAAUUUUGUAAAUCGGCUGCCUAAUUAAUGGCCUAUUUGACUUACGAAAUAUUGCUGAAUCAAAUGCAACAAAAUGUUUUUUUAGGUCUACAUACAUAGUCGAGUCGAGAUAUUUAUAUGUUUCUAUGAACUUCAGUGUACAUUUUUAGCCGUGGCGGAAAAGCGGAAAGCUAUAUAUAACCUGUCAACGUUUUGUACAGCCUCGUUUCAUACACAAUGGCAAAUGAUAUAAACACAUUAAAUAUAGUGCACAAUGUAUUUAUAUUUGGACAACUCUUCUGAGCGCUGAUUGGCUAAACAAUGAGCGCGAGAUCACCUGGAUGUUAUGGAAACGAUUUAAGUGAAAUGUGAAAUAUCAAAGCGACUUCACAUAGUGACCGUUUGUAAACAAAUAUAUUUUCAACAAAAACAAUUUAACAGCAUGCAUUGCGCGGUGUUAUUAUUAUAGUAAUUUAAUAAUUAUAAUAACAAUAAAUAGAUGAUUUUUAUACCCUAAAACAAUAUACACUUAAAGUAUGCUCCCGAAGGAAAUAGUGGGUUUUGUUUUCUUAAGAGUCUGAUUGAGUCUCGAGGGAAAACAAAACUCCCCGAGGUAGUGCACA
Molecule: messenger RNA, 2576 nt
Organism: Dendronephthya gigantea
Lineage: Eukaryota; Metazoa; Cnidaria; Anthozoa; Malacalcyonacea; Nephtheidae
Product: elongation of very long chain fatty acids protein 4-like
Exons: 8
Coding region: 914-1759 (281 amino acids)
Biological process (GO): sphingolipid biosynthetic process; fatty acid elongation, saturated fatty acid; very long-chain fatty acid biosynthetic process
Cellular component (GO): endoplasmic reticulum membrane
Molecular function (GO): fatty acid elongase activity
Source: RefSeq, a predicted model, not a curated record